This is a messenger RNA of Arthroderma uncinatum, 1629 nucleotides long. RefSeq names its product esterase. The record is from RefSeq and is a predicted model, not a curated record. NCBI's taxonomy places the organism in Eukaryota, Fungi, Ascomycota, Eurotiomycetes, Onygenales, Arthrodermataceae. The coding region runs from base 1 to 1629 and encodes 542 amino acids. The transcript is spliced from 4 exons.
AUGGUGGUCCCAAAGGCGAGCUAUCUCCUGCUCCUUGCCGUCCCUUCUCUCUCCUACGCAGCUGGAUACCCGCAUCAAGAUGCCUCUCCUUUCCCUCAGGUCGACCUUGGAUACGCCGUCCAUGCUCCAACCUAUGUCAAUGAAACAUCCAGCGGGUUGAAAUAUGCCAACUACAACAACAUCCGCUUUGCUCAGCCUCCGCUCGGUCCCCUGCGAUUUAGACGCCCCAAGACUCCUCCUCCAAGUGAACCAGGGAUCAAAAAUGGCUCUGCUCCCAUGUUUGCGACGGACUGUGUAAGCGCCGUUCCAAACAUAUUUCCUGAACAGGGGCUCCCUUCAAGAUCUUGGGGUCACGAGGAUUGCUUGUUUCUCAACGUGAGAGUCCCAGAGGGCGUUAAAGCAGGAGAUAAUGUUCCUGUCAUUCACUGGGUGCAUGGCAGUGGGUAUGCAUAUGGAAGCAAAGACCUCAACAGGAUCAGUGGAGAUGGCAGUGGCCUGUUCGAGGACAUGGACCGUUCUACACAAAAGUUCAUAUAUGUUGCUAGCAACUAUCGCAUGGGCUUAUAUGGAUGGAGUUCAUCUCCUUCUGAAGACACAGAAGCCAAUGUGGGUUUACACGACACACUGGCUGCGCUGCAAUGGACCCGAAAGUAUAUAUCGAAAUUUGGAGGAGACCCUCGGAGGAUCACUGCCUUUGGAGAGAGUGCUGGCGCAGGAAUGAUUGACCUCUUGCUUGUCGCUAAAGGCGGGAAGGAAGACCUACCUUUCAACCGGGCAUUCAUAGCCUCCCCGGGUGUUUGGCCACGUCGAGACCCCAGUCGUCGACAAGCCGUUUUCGACUCAGUGCUACAAGCAGCAAAUUGCAAGUCUGUUGAUUGCUUGAGAAAGUUGCCAGAGAAAGACCUCUUCAAAGCAAAUGAAUACCUCCUCGUCAAUGUAACAGAUGGGCAUAGUGGUGCCCUGGGUCCUGGCCCUGGAUUUGCCCCCGUCGUGGAUGGCGAAUAUAUCGAAGAUCUGCUCCCCUCGAUCUUUUCAGGAAGAGGAGGAUAUAACAGGGUACCAUCCCGAGUUGCCGUCAGCAACAUGGCGUUCGAAGGACGAGGACAGUCGCCGCCAGAUCAUAUGCCAGAGCUGUUCCCUUUCCUUGUUCGUGGAACCAUACCCCAUGCCUCCGACGAAACGAUCAAGAAAAUACAAUCACUCUAUGAAUAUCCUCCCGGCCUCGCUGUUAAACUUGGAUGGGACUGGGUGACAGACAUAUCAUUCGCCUGCAAUGCUUAUUUCACUGCUAAGGCAUAUGCACACAAAGCUCAGAGAUAUGUCAUGUCCAUCCCCCCUGCCACACAUGCGUUGGACCAAAGCUACUACUUUUACCAAGAUAAUAUCACUACUCCAGUCGCUAGUGUCAAGCUUGCAAGAGAAUUUCAGGAACAUGUUCGGCGAUUCGUCACUGAUGGAAAGAAUGAAAAGAAAUUCCAUGGGCUCGAAGAUUUCCCUACAUACGGUCAGAGCGAAACCACUUUCAAUGUCACUCUUGAUGGAUGGAAGAAGGAAAAGGACUACUGGGAAGUCAACCGUCGAUGCCAGGUUUUGAAGGAGAUCCUCAGCGACCCAAAGAAUGGUGCUUAA